Molecule: messenger RNA, 1356 nt
Organism: Acanthochromis polyacanthus (spiny chromis)
Lineage: Eukaryota; Metazoa; Chordata; Actinopteri; Pomacentridae
Product: homeodomain-interacting protein kinase 1-like
Exons: 8
Coding region: 1-1356 (451 amino acids)
Biological process (GO): peptidyl-threonine phosphorylation; intrinsic apoptotic signaling pathway in response to DNA damage by p53 class mediator; smoothened signaling pathway
Cellular component (GO): nucleus; PML body; cytoplasm
Molecular function (GO): transcription corepressor activity; protein serine/threonine kinase activity; ATP binding
Source: RefSeq, a predicted model, not a curated record
AUGGAUCCUCAUCCUCUCAUCCUCAUCUCAUCCUCACUCUUCCUCGAGGGGAGUACCACAUGGCAGCGUUUGGAAUUCACAACAGGCUACACGGUGGUGAAAGAACUGAGAGCUGGAGGCUUUGGAAGAGUGUUGGAAUGUGUGAAAAACAACACUGAAGAGCACGUGGCUAUAAAGGCGGAAAUCCUGAAAAAGCUCAUGAGCCACAACUCGAAGGAGUCCAACAUCAUUGAGUACAAAGGAGACUUCUUCAUAGACAAUAAGCGGCUCCUGGUGCUUGAAAAAUUGGACAUCGACCUGUGGGACUAUGUGGAGAGUUUACCACAGCCAAUGCGACUGGAAGACGUCCGCACAGUUAUUCAGCAGGUGGCUGUAGCUUUGAAUGCAGCAAAGAGUGCUGGCAUAAUCCACGGUGAUGUGAAGGAGGAUAACAUCAUGAUGGUGGAUCACGUGAAGCAGCCCUUCAGAGUCAAGCUCAUUGACUUUGGUAUGGCCAAGUACAGGUCGGAAGCCAAAGCAGGAGAGCUAUUCCAAGUACUUGAAUAUAGAGCUCCAGAAAUCACCCUGGGCCUGCCGUAUUCAGAGGCCAUCGACGUUUGGUCCUUAGGCUGCGUGAUGGCCGGGAUGAUGACUGAAGAUAGUCUCUUCGGAUCAGAAUCGGACUCAGACUCGGAAUACUGGAAACUCCGACGCAUGAUCCGUCUGCUGGGUCCGCCACCGCAACAUCUCAUCGAUGCUGGCCGGAGAUCACGAUUUUUUUUUCAGAAAGCGUCUAAUGGUUUGUGGCGGCUGAAGGUACAAUGCUCCUACUGUGAUUUUACCUCUGACCUUUACUCACUCAAUAAGAUAAAGACUUUAGUAAGCAUCAUUGUUUUCUUCUUUCAGACACCUGUUGAGUAUUUUGUGGCCCAUGUCAUCUACUCCGACCCCACAGUGUCCUCUGAGACGGACAACCCAGCAGAGGCCGAUGAGAGGAGGGAGUGCAUCGAGCUGUUGAAGGCGAUGCUUCGGUGGGAUGAGGACGACAGAAUCACCCCCAGUGGUAUCCUCAACCAUCCCUUCAUCACCAAAAGCUACCUCAACGGCAGCUCCCCCACCAGCAGUUGCGAUGAACCCAGACCCUCCACCAGCAAGUUCAUCACGGUUAAGCCUGCAGAUCCUGAAAACAGAAUUAACCUGACAGGCUUGCCUGAUGACGACAAAGACCUGAAGAGCAGUGAGCAUGAGGACAGUGACAAUGCUGACACUGCUGAAGACACUGACGACAGCGAGGAUAGCAAUGAUGAUGAAGACACCGAGCGUCAACAUCUCCAAUACCACAGGCCUGUUUCACGAAGCAAGUUCAAGAAACGCUGA